AAAAUUAAAGUUGAAACAUUUGGAUGAACUUAAAAAUAAUUUUACAGUUGAAGAACCUUCUCUUAUAAAAAAUCUGCAAGAAGUUAAAAUUAAUGAUGCUACUCCUAAAAUUAGUAGAGCUGAAAAACGGUUCAAAAAAAAUCACUCAAAUGAAAGAAAGGCAAGCAUUAAUAGAAGAACAUGAUAUUAAAAACAUUGGUGGUAUACGACAUGUUGAAACUCAAACUUUAGUAAAAAAACUUAAAAAUCUUGGGUUGGUUAUUUUUGAUAUUCCUUCAGACGGUAAUUGUUUAUAUAGUGCUAUUGCACAUCAACUUAAAGAAACGUGUGGAAAGAUUAUUACAGUACCCGAAAUCCGUCUUAAGACUUCUGAUUUUCUCAAAUGUAACAAAGAUGACUUUAUUCCUUAUUUAAGUCAUCCAGACACUGGUGAAAUGUUAACUGAUGAUCAAUUUGAAGAAUAUUGUUAUCAAGUGGCCAAUUCAGUUCAAUGGGGUGGUGAAAUUGAACUCCGAGCUUUAUCACAUAUAUUUGAAAUGCCAAUCAAAGUAAUUCAAGCUGAAGGAUCUGAUAUCACUAUUGGAAUAGAGUAUACUAAUUGUAAAAAACCAUUAAUAUUAGUGUUUCAUCGACAUAUGUAUGGUUUAGGGGAACAUUAUAAUUCUGUUUGCUCGAUUUAGUGUAUUCAUGUUUUCAACUGAAUGUAACUAAUAUUGGUGAAAUAUACAAUACAUUUGAAAAAAAA
Molecule: messenger RNA, 745 nt
Organism: Sipha flava (yellow sugarcane aphid)
Lineage: Eukaryota; Metazoa; Arthropoda; Insecta; Hemiptera; Aphididae
Product: deubiquitinase OTUD6B
Biological process (GO): protein deubiquitination
Molecular function (GO): cysteine-type deubiquitinase activity
Source: RefSeq, a predicted model, not a curated record